AUGGCAAAAUUGAUUGUUGUAGUCGGGGCAACUGGCGGACAAGGAGGUGGAGUUGUGAAUGAGUUCCUUCAAAGCCCCGAAUAUCGCGUGCGAGGUAUCACGAGGAAUCCCAGCAGUGAGAAAGCGAAGGCUCUCGUCGCCAAAGGGGUCGAGGUGGUCGCGGCUGACUUGAACGAUGAGAAGAGUCUUGAGAAGGCUUUCGAAGGAGCUUAUGCUAUUUUCGGAGUUACCGACUAUUACGAUUACUUCUUCACCAAGGGAAAAGAUGCAUCUAUGGAACUCGAGUUCACUCAGGGCACGAACAUGGCAAAAGCCGCAUCCAGAGUUCCGACUCUAAAGAGAUACGUUUGUAGUACCCUUCCUCAUACCAGCAAGAUCACAGAGGGCAAAGCAAUUGUUCCUCAUUUCGAAGGAAAGGGUCGUGCUAGUACAUUCAUCAAAGAGAACUUGCCAGAAUUAUAUGCCAAGACAACUUUCACAAUCUUCACAAUCUUCGCCGUCAAUAUGCACCACUACCCAAUCUUUAGGCCUGUCUACCUGGCGAGUGCGCAAAAGUGGGUGCAAUUCUACCCUACUUCGCCUGACUCUCCAUAUCCAUGCGUCGGGGAUCAUGCCACAAACUCUGGCAUUUUUGUGCGAGCCAUUGUUGAAAGGCCUCCUGCGGAGGCUGGAACCUACGUGAGAUGUAAUGUUGAAGAUUUGACUCUGGAAUCGUACCUCGCUUUGUGGGGAAAGGCGAGUGGGAUUUCGCCUGCGCCAAAUUCUACGAAGGUGGUGCAAAUUUCGGUCGCCGACUAUGUCUCUCUCUGGGGUCACAUGGGGGAAGAGCAAUCAAGUCAGUGGGUAUUCUUUGAGCAUUUGGCAAAGAUGAGGCAACAGGGUUUGAUUGGGGAUGACCUCCCCGGCGCGACUAUGGUAGAAGGCGUGUCUUUGCUGUCUGAAGAUGAGAAAAAGGGGCUGAAGAGUGUCGAGGCCUCUUUGGGGGAACUAGAUUGGUCUAGUAUCAUUGUCCGCAGCUCUUUGUAA
Venustampulla echinocandica is the source of this 1026-nucleotide messenger RNA. RefSeq lists its product as uncharacterized. The coding region runs from base 1 to 1026 and encodes 341 amino acids. The record is from RefSeq and is a predicted model, not a curated record. Lineage: Eukaryota; Fungi; Ascomycota; Leotiomycetes; Helotiales; Pleuroascaceae. The transcript is spliced from 2 exons.